CGCCGAUCUUUGCGAUGAUGCUGCGGCACGAGCGGCGGCGAACGCACAUGCUGGUGCUAGUUCUGUCGAGCCUGAUGGUGUUUGGAAGCACCUACUGCUACGACAACCCCAGCGCACUCAAGUCCCAGCUGCAGCAACGAUUCCAUCGCCUUCCCAAGGCGCAAUACGAGUUCCUCUUUAGCUUGUCGUACUCAUUGUACUCGACCCCCAACAUGGUCUUGCCUUUCUGUGGAGGCUUACUCGUGGAUAAAUUCGGCGUGAGUUCCGUGGCGCUCGUUCUGUCGCUCUUGCUGCUUGCUGGGCAGGUCGUUGUCGCCAUCGGAUGCGCCUGGGAGAACUUUUACCUCAUUCUGGCCGGUCGCAUGCUCUUUGGACUCGGAGGAGAGACCAUGUGGGUCGCCCAAAGCACAUUCGUUACGUACUGGUUUGACUCGAGUGAAUUGGGUGCGCACCUACGUCUGGCAGCACCGCGGCCCUCUGAAACCCCCCUCUAGCGUUUGCCUUUGGCAUCAACACUUUGUUUGCAAGGCUGGGCACCGUCAUGAAUGACAAGUUGAGUCCGUUCAUUGCCAACACCUACAGUGUGACGCAUGCGUUGUGGGUGGGGGUCGUGUUCUGUGGGUUCUCGUUGGCCUGCACCUACGUCCUCGUCCGAGUGGACGCCAUGCACGCACCCAUCGCUGAAAAGGCGACAGUACCGUCGACGGCGCGCCAAACUUCGUUCCGGCGCUGGCUCGGCUUGUUUAGCCCGUCGUUUUGGCUCAUUGCACUAUCUUACGUUUCGUUUUACGCCGUGGUCGGUCCCUUUAACAACGUUGCGAGCUCUGUGCUGUUGGAGCGCGAUUACUUCCAGCAGCCCCCACCGCUCUGCCAGCGCUGCGGUCUUGGCUACUACACAACAUACUGUGACGCGAUUUCGCCCCACUGCCCCGCCGUGCCCCCGUUUGCGUGGCCUCUGCCGCUUCUGUCCAAGAACUGCUCGAUCGCGUCGGCCUUUGACCAGUUCCGGUGCUCCAAGUCCCCGCCCUACAUCCAGGACGAAGACAUCAACUGCGACGACCUGUCGUGGCGAGAAGGUCCGUUUACGCACAAGUACUGCGCCACCAAGAGUUUGGCGGAGGUCACUGCAACGGAAGCGAUGAGCGUGAUGCCGCUCAUCGUGGCCAUGGUGGCUCCGCUGAGCGGCACCAUUGUGGAUGCAGUCGGGUUGAGGCUAUUGCUCGCGUUGUUCGCCGACGUGCUGCUCUUGACGGCGCACAUGGCUCUCACAUUCACCAAAAUCAAUGCACAUGGCGUGCUCGCAGGCCUCGGCAUCGGCGCCUGUUUCUUUUCAUCGACGAUGUGGCCAUGCAUUCCAUAUGUUGUGGACCCGACCGUGGUCGGCACUGCCUUUGGCGCCAUCACGGCGUUCUCCAACUGCGGCCUCGCCGUCGUGCCGGUGCUCGUCGCCGCGGUUUUCAACGCGUACAACUCGUACAUUCCCCACGUCGAGGUCGUGUUCAUGGGGUGCGCAGCCGCCACGCUCGUCCUGGGGCUAUGUCUCAAUUGCGUCGACAUCGCGCGUGGCCACGUCUUGAAUCGAAAGGUUCUGCGCGCAUGGCAGAGUCCGCUGCGGCCAGCCACGUGCCGCCAACGCAUCGACCUGUCGGACCAACCCUUGCUAGCCGACGACGACGACGAUGGCACGUUUUAAAUGACCACAAACAAACACAUCGCCAUGACGGUGUAUUCCAUCGCCGCGCCAUGUGACGAUAUCGUGGUUUCAACUCAUGUCGUGGGGUCGUGGCGGCGAGAGCGGGGCGACGAACG
This is a messenger RNA of Aphanomyces invadans, 1809 nucleotides long. RefSeq lists its product as hypothetical. Bases 542 to 1693 code for a protein of 383 amino acids. Lineage: Eukaryota; Oomycota; Saprolegniomycetes; Saprolegniales; Verrucalvaceae. Gene Ontology annotation, molecular function: transmembrane transporter activity. The transcript is spliced from 6 exons. The record is from RefSeq and is a predicted model, not a curated record. Gene Ontology annotation, biological process: transmembrane transport.